Messenger RNA from Cornus florida, 1293 nucleotides. RefSeq names its product ras-related protein RABA1f. The coding region runs from base 312 to 965 and encodes 217 amino acids. The transcript is spliced from 2 exons. Gene Ontology annotation, molecular function: GTPase activity; GTP binding. The record is from RefSeq and is a predicted model, not a curated record. Gene Ontology annotation, cellular component: endosome. NCBI's taxonomy places the organism in Eukaryota, Viridiplantae, Streptophyta, Magnoliopsida, Cornales, Cornaceae.
AUUUGUUGAGAGCCUUGCUGAGCUUUUAAACACCCCUCCUCCCUCUUCUGUGCCCCUAUCUCAAGUCUGGAACAAAUUUAAAACGUUGCUGUGAGUACCGUGAGCGUGUUAGCUAGGAACGUUUGAGGAGCGGAUCCCUAAUACCCGCCCCUCUCUCUAUCUAAAUUACUAAUCUUUCGCUUUCUAAAAUUCUUGAAUUAUUAUUGGCUGCAGAUCCACAGAUAGAUCCAAAAACUCACAUUUUGAUCUGCAAAUUCUUAUUCGGAUCUAUCUCUCUCUAGAUAUAUUUAUAUAUAAGAAAUCCAUCAUAAAUGGGGGCAUAUAGAGCCGACGACGAUUACGAUUACUUGUUCAAAGUGGUGCUGAUCGGCGACUCCGGCGUCGGCAAAUCCAACCUUCUCUCUAGAUUCACCAGGAACGAGUUCAGCCUCGAGUCCAAAUCCACAAUCGGCGUCGAAUUCGCCACUCGAAGCAUUCACGUCGACGACAAAGUCGUCAAGGCUCAGAUUUGGGACACCGCCGGCCAAGAAAGAUACCGUGCUAUUACUAGCGCAUACUACCGAGGAGCUGUUGGUGCAUUGCUUGUUUAUGAUGUCACUCGUCAUGUCACAUUUGAAAAUGUAGAGAGAUGGCUAAAGGAACUACGAGAUCACACAGACGCCAAUAUUGUGAUCAUGCUUGUGGGGAACAAGGCAGAUUUGCGUCACUUGCGGGCUGUUUCCACCGAGGAUGCUACAUCAUUUGCUGAAAGAGAAAACACCUUUUUUAUGGAGACCUCUGCUCUGGAGUCCAUGAAUGUGGAAAAUGCUUUCACUGAAGUGCUUAGUCAGAUAUAUCGUGUUGUUAGCAGAAAGGCUCUUGAUAUUGGGGAUGAUCCGGCAGCUUUGCCAAAAGGGCAAACCAUUAAUGUUGGCGGCAAGGAUGAUGUAUCAGCGGUGAAAAAAGUUGGGUGCUGUUCUGCAUAAUCUAAAGAAUGAGACCACUGGCGAAAACGGGUAUUUCUUUGAUUCCCAUUUCAACGUGGUUAUGGGAGGGACACUUUUGAUUAUCUCAGUGUUAGAAUUACAAAGAACUAUCGCCAACAAAACUUAUAUAUUUAUAGCACGUGACACUCAAAAUUUGCCUAGUUUUGCCGAGGCUUUAAUUUUUAGGAUUGAUUUUUCUUGCAUUCUUUUGUCCUCUUAGUCACCUUCAUGUUUAGUUUAAAUUUGAUUGCUCAUGGUUGGAUUCGGAAAUGUAUUAAGACAUUCUACUUUUCAGUGUACUUCAAUUUGAUGUUUUUUGUCCACAUAA